This is a messenger RNA of Hymenoscyphus albidus, 2775 nucleotides long. NCBI's taxonomy places the organism in Eukaryota, Fungi, Ascomycota, Leotiomycetes, Helotiales, Helotiaceae. The record is from the annotation of a GenBank genome assembly.
UUGCGAUUUGCGAAUUAGUUUUUACUCUAUUCGGCCUUUUAGUACAUUCAGGAUGUCGUAAUUGGUCAAUUGACCAAUUCUUCUUAAUUCCCCCCAAAGGAUCAAGAAAAUUAUUUCCGAAAACGGGGCUUUUUACAGCCGCUUUUGAAGUGCAACACGAGCUUCCGAAUAUGCCGUGUCAUGACAUUGUGAAGCCGGGUGGGUUAUGUCCUGGAACAGAAUCUUUAGCAUCGCCAGCGAAGCGAAAAAACCAAACAGAAACGACAAAUCUUGAAGCACUGAUUUGCACCACAAGGAGUCCUGGAUCAAACAUGAGCAAGUUCAUCUUCAGAAUUAGAUAACCUGAACCCAACAGAGAUAUACAUAAAGAGUUGAACACUCAUUGCCACUUAACAACGUGUAUUGCAGAAACUCGUAUGCUCCAGCCCGAACUCCCUUUAAAUGCAAACAUCGACAAGUCCAUGCCUAGCACCUAGCCUCGACUCCUUUUCUGCUAAUAGUUAAAUACUUAACACCCUUGUAUGGCCUUACUCCUUCUCCCACACCACGGCUUUUCCUCAUAUCAAUAACCAAAGACUCCACCUUGAUACCACUGGCCAACCAUCCUUUGACGGAAAAGCUGACUGAUGCUGUGCUCGGCAUUAAAAUCUUGUUUUGUUCAAUUUUUCGUGCAUCGCUAUGUUCAUCUGGCUUGUCAACCUUCUCGGACUGUGCUGGUGUACUUUGGUACGCAUCUUCGUCAUAAUCAUACUUUCCAUCCAGUCUAAAACCAUUACCUUCAAAGUCCUCCUCAUCCGUAAGAGGCCCAGCAACUGUGCACCGAAGAUUGGCACCUCCCGCAACAGCUUCCUUCGCUGGAAUGUGCCAUUCUAAGUUGGUGCCUCCAGGGUUGUAGGUUGUAUCACCUCUGCUGGGCCGAAUCUCAGAGAGAUUUCUCACUCCAUCGGGUAACGGUAUAGAGACUACGAGAUCUUCCAAUGUGGGUGUCGAAGAGGUCCCAGCGUGCAUACCUAACCCGCCAAAUCCAGAUCCAGCGCGACCCCCAGCAUUGGAUCUCGAGGAUGACCCCGAAAUCGACGAGUUGCCUUGACCAGAAACCUUCGUAAUCAACAGUUUCACUUCAAAAUCAGAUCCUGUAGGUCCAAGGUUUGUCUUAAUCUCCACUUGAACUGGGAGCUUUAGACUGGAAGUGUUUGCAGAAAUACCCUGCCCGCUCUGGAACGGUAGCAAAUCGACUUCGUAGCCCGCCAAAACAAAACGACCAUCUGGUGGUACAAAGCUCAACUCUCCGGGCUUUUCUUUCCACCUUGCCAAUCUCACACAAGGGUGAAAUACAGGCAAUUCCAUCACACUGUUAAUAUUCUGCUUCCCAGAAGGCGUGGAGAGGUUCAGUAGUAAGUCGGGAACCCCAGAAAUCUUGGAGGUAAAUGCAAUAGUUCCAUUUGCAAAAGCUGCUAAGGGACGACCAGAAGGAGCGAGUGUUACUGAAAGCGUUUCGACUAUGUCUACGUAGAGUUCGUUGGAAGUAUGCCGUACAUUGGCUCUUCGCCAAGGUAGAGCUGGAGUGUUUGCUGCCAGUGCCGUCGCAGACGAUAUUCCUGACAUGUUUGAGCUCGAGGAGGUUGAAAACCCAGCUUUGCUAAUGACGGCAGGUCAGAGCACCCCAAUGAGCUUGGAAGUAUGACUAACCCUGGAAUGGUGAUUCCUCCCAACAACUUUCCAAUCCAACCUUCUACCUCUACCAGGUCCCUCAGAGCGUUUGGCUCCGUUGUACUCACUGCCCCUGAAUCGCACAUUUCGUUCAAAAGUUGGGCUAUGACAUCGUAGCUACUCUCCACCUUAUGUGCCAGUAAAGGCGAGCCCACGAAUUCCUCCAAGACAUCGAUAAUUCGGUGGAGGAAUUCAAGCGCAAGUAGCGGUUCGAUUUCGGAGGAGGACGUGAGGAGAAAUAGAAGGUUUGAAUGGAUCAGGCUGAAAACCAAGGUCGGAGGAGAAGUAUUUGGGAGGUAUAUCAGACUAGGUCGUGGUUGGGGAUGGUUGGAAUAGAGGGGCAGAAGCUGCUGCGCGCUGAGCGGCCGACCAGUGUAAACAUGCGAGAGAAUAGGUCGGCUAGAAUAUGGUUAGCUUCCGCAGUGUUCCAGCUCGAAAGACAGAGAAAGGGCGCAGCAGUACUUAUUCUCAUCGUAUACGUGUAGAGCCUCAAUGACCUCGCUCAUGGUCAAUACUGGAUUGUGCUUGGUGGCAUUGGCAAGUACUGUACUGUACCCAAGUUCAAGGCGUGGGGUCGAGGGAAGUGAGCUCCAAGAAAUGCACGGACAAUCUUUGUGGGAGCGGGAGCAGGAGCGGGAGCCUCGCAGCUUCUUCUCCAACCCACCACCAGUGGACCUACGAGUACGGAGUAACCCAAUUCCAACAUCACACCCACUCGAUAUUCCCAGCCGCAUAUCACCAUGGCCAACAACCCACCGGCAGAUAUUGAACCACUUGCGACUGCGCUGGCGAGAGACAGAGACGAUUGCAUGCCAUGUCGGAUAGUGGGUUAGACAUCUCAUGACCUUUACAAACACUUACCCAAACACUAACCAAAGUCUAGGAGCAUCCGCGUUCAUUGGACUCGGCGCAUAUAGCUGGUAUUCUGGCCAUACGCAACUGGAAAGACAACAAGCAAAGAUUCUGGCGAGCAAAAGCAUGUUUGGAAUGAAAAGUCGUCAGGCAGGAAUUACGACCAUUGCCUUGUCACUUGUAGGAUUGGGCCUGUUCCGAUUGGCCAAUUGA